CUGGCCUUCCAAUUAAUACGAGUUGUUAUCCCAGAUGCAACAACGGUCACGACAGUAGCAGGUGCAACAGUGACGACAGUCUCCUCGGCAACGGCUACGGUCAGCUCAUCGGCCUCUACGGCCUCAACAUCAUGCGUCGACAAACUAAAUCCGAGCACGGGAGUUUCGGACUGUCCGGCUCGCGCCAGUCUAUGCAAUGAUGCCACUUAUUAUUCCGUAAUGACCGAGCAAUGUCCGCUAACAUGUGGAAGAUGUUCCGGCUCCUCAACGAACACUACAACUACCAACUCGACAACGUGUGUUGAUCUGACGAAUCCAUCUACCGGAGUGUCUGACUGCCCACAGCGCGUCGCUUUGUGCACUGACAGCAACUACAUUACCCUAAUGAGGAGACAAUGCCCAAGAACAUGUGGUUUCUGUACUUCCGCCAGCACUGCUUCUGGAACAGCAGCUACUUCGCUGACUAGCAGUGCCACCUCAUCCUCUACUAGUAAGUGA
This is a messenger RNA of Cooperia oncophora, 498 nucleotides long. Lineage: Eukaryota; Metazoa; Nematoda; Chromadorea; Rhabditida; Trichostrongylidae. The record is from the annotation of a GenBank genome assembly.